This is a messenger RNA of Indicator indicator, 876 nucleotides long. RefSeq names its product VPS37D subunit of ESCRT-I (gene VPS37D). Bases 4 to 876 code for a protein of 290 amino acids. Gene Ontology annotation, biological process: protein targeting to membrane; ubiquitin-dependent protein catabolic process via the multivesicular body sorting pathway; protein targeting to vacuole. NCBI's taxonomy places the organism in Eukaryota, Metazoa, Chordata, Aves, Piciformes, Indicatoridae. Gene Ontology annotation, cellular component: ESCRT I complex. The transcript is spliced from 4 exons. The record is from RefSeq and is a predicted model, not a curated record.
CCCAUGUCCCGGCCCCCGCCGCCGCCGCCGCCCGGUUCCCCGCGGCGCUUCGGGGCGCUCAGCACCGCGCAGCUCCGCACCUUGCUGCAGGACGAGUCGCGGCUGCAGCGCGCUGCCCGCCUCACCAGGAAGUUUCAGAGUCUGCAGCUGGAGCGGGAUAUGUGUUUGGCUUCAAACUGCACCCUGGCCAGGGUGAACCUGUCCCUGCGCCCGCGGCUGGAGGAUGGGAAGGCUUCCCUGGCCAUCAAGUACCAGGAGCUGCGAGAGAUACGAGAGGCCUGUUGGGACAAGCAGCAGCGCCUGGAGACACACCUGGAGAAGUGGAGCCCACAGAGUGCCCUGGACCAGAUCCAAGCCAAGCUCGAUGCUUCUGAGGCAGAGUCAGAGGCACAGAUAAAUCAGUUCCUGGCCCAGGACCUGCCCCUUGAUUCCUUUCUGGAGGCCUUCUGCCAGAGCCGCACGCGCUCCCACAUCUGCCGGACACAGCUGGAGAAACUGCAGGAGCUGCUGCAGAAGGACCAGGUGGGCAGGGACUCUGCAGGCCCCUCAGGGCACUCAGGUGCCCAGGCUAGCCCAGCACCAGCCCGUCUCGCCCCACUGCGGAAUGCAGUAGCCCCCAAAGCCUUCGAUCUCUCCUAUGGCUUUGUGCCUGCCUUUCUCAUCCCUUCGGAGGCCGUUGUGCCCUUUGCUGUGCCAGCUGUGCCUCCCAAACACCAUCUCCCAGCCCUGGAACAGCAGCCAGCAUCUCCCAGCUCUGAAAUGCCCAGCCCAGGCUCACCCCUGUGCCACACCGGCCACGCUGCCCCCCUCAGCCCCCAGCUCGUCCGCAGGCAGCAGCGGCCGCAGCACCAGAAGCAGGAGGCUCCACACCGGUAG